Messenger RNA from Lates calcarifer (barramundi perch), 2762 nucleotides. RefSeq lists its product as uncharacterized. The record is from RefSeq and is a predicted model, not a curated record. NCBI's taxonomy places the organism in Eukaryota, Metazoa, Chordata, Actinopteri, Centropomidae. The transcript is spliced from 7 exons. The coding region runs from base 840 to 1877 and encodes 345 amino acids.
ACAUUGUUGGUUACAAACACCUGAGUGCUUAUCUCUGGUAUGAUUAUAUUAUGAAAAUAAGUUAAUAGAGGGUGAAGAGCAGUAGUUUUCUGGUCCAACCCCAAAAACUCACUGUAGAAAGAUAGAGGUGGCAGUAGCAGCGUCAUAACAGCAAGUCAAGUCAGUUUUAUUUAUAUAGCACCAAAUCACAACAGAAGUUAUCUCGAGGCAGUCUACUUAUAGAGCAGGUCUAGACCGUACUCUUUAUCUUAUAAAAUUUACAGAGAGAAACCCAACAGAUCCACCACGAGCAGCACGAGGUGACUGUGGUAAAAGGCAGAAACCUCGAGCAGAACCAGACUCAGAGUGGGCGGCCAUCUGCCUCGACUAGUUGGGUAUAGACAGAGGGGGGGACAACAGUGAUACAGUAGAAAGACAACAGUGAUACAGUAGAGCACAGUGAUACAGGCAGUUCUCCUGUAGUUGAAUGAUUUUUCUCCAUCAGGAUCAAAUUCAGAAUGAGUAUUCAAAUAUAACUUUCCUGACUAAGUUUAAUACAAAGUGGAGGAAACAAUUUUCUCUGUAGUCUAAGAAUCUAGAUGGUUCUCACUGACCUGACUAGCCCACGCUGUUGACACUGAUCAUUUUACUUUGCUUCCCUUUACUGAGAUGACUUUGUCAUUUUUCUUGCAGGACAGUCACGUGGUUCAAACUGAAACUGAGAGGAAGGAAACAUUAAAAAAAAAAAUGUGUGUCUAAUUGCGUAACUGUCUCUUAAAUAACCGUACAAACAGGGAGUGAAGUGACAGAGUCAGUUCACCUGCAGCUGACUGACUUUAUCCCUCAGGAUCAAAUUCAGAAUGAAUCUCCACCAUGUUCUGUUCUUCUGCUUCUUCUCAGCACUGUGUGGUGGAAACUCUGGGAUCAACAUCUAUACAGGACCUGAAGGAGGAAGUGGAACAAUUAAUUGCCACUUUACUCUGCCUGGAAACAGGAAGUUCUUCUGUAAGAACGAAUGUAAAGGAGAAGACAUUCUCGUUCAAACAGAUGAUGUCAGAGCUAACAGAGGCAGGUACAGCAUUGAAUAUAAAGGUGAAUCUUCUGGAAGAGGAAUUGUGUCUAUGACCAUCAGAAAUCUGACCCAGUCUGACUCAGGUACACAGUACAGGUGUGGUCUUGGUGGAUCUUUGGUUCCAGAUUCCUUCUGGGACUUUGAGGUCAGAGUUUCAGAUGAGCUGCUGGACAGAAAGUCUGGUUUUAUCAGAACAAACAUAGAAGGAGAAAAUGUCACAUAUCCAUGCAUCGAUGCUGUGAACAGAAGCAGAAUCUUCUUCUGUAAGGGAGAAUGUAAAAAAGAAGAGGACAUUCUCAUUGAAACAGAUAAGAGCAGAGCUCAGAGUGGCAGAUACAGCAUUGAAUAUAAAGAAGGAUCUACAUUUGGACUGGAUGUCACAAUCACACAGGUGCUCAAGUCAGACUCAGGACAGUACAGGUGUGGUUAUGGCAGAGCUUUGUCUCCUGAUUCAUCACGCACGUUCUCAGUCAUUGUUGUAGACGCUCCGACCACUUCAAAACCAACCUGGACUCACCGACCUUCCUCAACAUCAGUCCCAUCAGCCUCUACACCACCACCAAUAAUCUCCAGUCAAGGUGUGCUGCUGUAUGUGGGUCUGACUCUGGUCGUUGUGUUCAUCCUUUCAUCACUGGCUGUGCUGAUAAUCUGCAUUAAGAGGAACCCCACACUCUGUGGUUUGAGGACCAGAGGAAACUCAGACGCCACAAACAUGGAGAUUAGCCCCUAUGAGAACUGUCCUCCAGUCUCCAAACAUGAAGACUCCACCUACCAGAGCCUCAGUCCAGCCAGCAUGGAUCAGGAUGAGACUUAUGAGACUUUGUGAAUUCAGACUUGGAUUUUGUUACUGUGACUCAAGGUUUCAGUUUGUUUUCUGGCCCUGAGAACUCAGUACAGUGCAAAUUAAGUAUCAAAAAGUGGACGUUAAAAACCAGUCAGACAGAAAUCCUUGUCAUUGGCUCCCAGCACAUUACAAGACAAACUCUGCCACCUGCUGGUUCUCUGCUGGAACAUGUCAUGUCUGUUUGAUAGAAAUUGAAGCUUUGAGCAGCUUUCAUUCAUGCAGCCUUUUUACUGGUCUUAACCAAAAGUUUUAUUGAUGGACUCCAGACUGAACUGAGAUCAGCUGCCAGGUUUCUAACCAGAACCAAGAGCAGUGGUCACAUCACUCCUGUUCAAGAGGAGGGCUGAUUAACAGUUUCAUCACCUCAUCAUUCAGCUGUUGUUAGAGCCUCGUGGAGGUGAUAAUGAGACAUUUACUCUGAAAAUGUUCACUGAAAAAAUCAUCCCAGGAAAGAUGAGAAAGAUUUUUUCAGUCUUUCAGACUGAAGUUGAAGUUUGUCAUUUUUCAGCCUGUUUCUUCAGCUAAUAUUCAGUUCAGUGUUUUCAGCGUUGGUAUUAUCUCUAUUCCUCUUUUAAUGUAGUUUUACUUUAAUAAGAAUAAUAUCAUAAUAAUCUUUAUUUGUGGAGAAUUUUUCACAAUUCAAAACCAAUUCCAGCGAUGUAAGAUAAAGGAAAUUCAAAAAGGGGGUUCAUUCAUUGUGUAUAUCCAUUUCUCUCUUUUUCUUUAUGCAGUGAGAAAUGUUUUGUUUUGUUGAAGUGUACAGAUAUAUUUGAUAUUUCUGUCUAAUGUUUGAUGUUGACUUCAGAUUCUACUGUGUUGCAGUUACUGAGAUUUGUGCUACAGUGCAACAAAGCUUUCUCACAAUGA